Scutellospora calospora is the source of this 429-nucleotide messenger RNA. The record is from the annotation of a GenBank genome assembly. Lineage: Eukaryota; Fungi; Glomeromycota; Glomeromycetes; Diversisporales; Gigasporaceae.
GGAAAUAUUAGAAAAAAUUUUGCUAUAAAUCCAGAAGAUCCUACACCAUUUUUUACAAAUGAUAUACUUGAUAUAUUGUGUAAUUUACCAAGGGAAGAACGAUUUAAACCAAAUAAUAUAUUAACUUUAGGUAUUAUUCCUGGUCCAAACGAACCAAGUAAACAUCAAAUCAAUAAUUAUCUAGCUCCAAUUGUCGACGAGUUAGUUGAUUUUGCUUUCAGUAUAGAUUUAUUAACAACAUUCGAAUAUAAAAAAGGAUGCAAAUUUUAUGUCACAUUGAUUCUAUCAUUAAACGAUGUUCCAGCUGCAAGAAAGAUUUGUAGUUAUGCAAAUCAUACAGUAAAAUGUCAUCACUGUUUAAAAUGUGCAACAUAUGAUAAUUUAUCUAAAAAAAGUCACUAUGGUAGUUUUGAAAAUAUGGAUGAAUAG